GCACUGUUGGCCUUCAGAUGAAACCUUGUCUGGCUAGCUAGUCUGAAAAAGUUUGAGACUCCACAGGUGCCUUUCAGAGUACUGUUGGAAGUCAAUCAGCCGGUGUGCAGUCUUGAUAUUUGUCAGUUUGAGCACCAACCCAGAGAGACAUAAUGUACGGGCUGCUGUGUGAGAGUCUUCACGACUUCAUCAAAGAGUCCUACGGAGAUGAUGUGUGGAAGCUGGUCCGAGAAAGAGCAGAUGUCAGGUUACAUUCUUUUGUCACCCACCAGGUGUAUAGUGAGAGUGUGAUUCCACGUAUUGCAAAGGCAGCUAGUGGAGUGACAGGCACGCCCUACAAUGAGCUGAUGAAUUCGUGGGGUGUCUACUUCUUGGGCUUCGUUGGGAAGUAUGGCUAUGACAGGAUCCUCAAGGUACUGGGCCGUCAUGUACGUGACUUUGUCAAUGGCCUUGAUAACCUCCACGAGUAUCUGCGCUUCAGCUACCCCAAAGUGCAGCCUCCAACCUUCUUCUGCCAAGAGGAGUCAGCCACCGGAGUCACCCUCCACUACAGGAGUAAGCGCAAAGGUUAUCUGCACUACGCCAUGGGUCAGCUGAGGCAGAUGGGGAAACAGUUCUAUGAUACCGACAUACAUGUGGAGGUGCUGUCCGAGCAGAUGUUAGGAGACUACUCCCAUGUCACUAUGAGGCUGAACUUUGAUAACUCAGCUUACCGCUACAUCAUGAAGGAGGAUGAGGAAGAGCAGGAGAUUUUGCCCAUCACCUCAGACUUCUUCUUUGAGGUGUUCCCCUUCAACAUAGUCUUCAGACAGGACAUGGUGGUACAUAAUGUUGGCUCAGGCCUGGCCACAGUCUUCCCUGAUCUGGAUGGGAAGAAGAUCAAUGAUGCCUUCUUGCUGGCUCGCCCCCUAGUGGAGUUUACCUGGAACAUGAUCAUCUCCCACCCCAACAACCUGUUUGAGAUCAUGUCAAAGGAGCCUGUGAAGAGAGAGAGGAACCUUCACAACCGAAUCCAGAAUUCUGACUAUGAAAAUGCCAAUCGCUCUGCUGACGUAGAUGUGGAGCUCAUGGCUUUCCAGUCCAUCAUUGGAGAUGAUUACAAAGACGGUAACAGUGCUAAUGCGAUGGAGAGCUGGGGAGAUGGGAGCCGCUGCCUUAAACUAAAAGGACAAAUGAGAUACAUGCCUGAGUGGGAGUCCAUCAUCUUCCUGGGAACCCCUGUGAUGGAAAGUCUGAGUGCUAUGUUUAAGACGGGCCUGUACAUCAAUGACCUGAGCAUGCACGACUCCAGCAGAGACCUGGUGCUGGCGGGCACGCAGCAGUCAGAGGAGCUGAAGAGAGCUCUCAUUCAGGAGCAAAAGAAGUCGAGUAAGCUGGAGGAGAGCAUGAAGAUGUUGGACUAUGAAAUGAAGAAGACUGAUGACCUCCUAUACAGGAUGAUUCCCAAGCCAGUGGCCAAAAGGCUGCGCAAAGGAGAGCCAGCUGUGAACACUUGUGAGGUGUUCCCAGAUGUUACCAUUCUCUUUAGCGACGUUGUUGGAUUUACUCGCAUUUGCAGCCACAUCACCCCAAUGCAAGUUGUCUCCAUGCUGAACACCAUGUACACGCUGUUCGACACCCUCAGCGAGAAGCACCGCGUCUUCAAGGUUGAGACUAUUGGAGAUGCAUACAUGGUUGUGGCCGGCGCUCCAGAGAAGACGAAGUAUCACGCUCACAACAUCUGUGACAUGGCCCUGGACAUGGUGCGCUCCAUAGAUCACCUGAAAGACCCCUCCAACGGCAACCACAUACAGAUUCGUGUUGGGAUCCACUCAGGAAUGGUGGUGGCGGGUGUGGUGGGACACAAGAUGCCACGCUAUGGUCUCCAUGGUGACACGGUGCACACUGCAUCUGCCAUGGAGAGCAAUGGAAAGGAGAUGCACAUUCAGCUCAGCAGCGCCACCUACGAGCACCUGAAAGGAAGUCACUUUAUUUUUGAAAGGAGGGGCACCAUAACCAUCAAGGGGAAUGUUGAAAUUGAGACCUACUGGCUGAAAGGAAAGAGGGACAAAGACGGGAACGCUCAGGCGGCGUGUCCUCAGUUUGAGACCCAGACCAUCAGUAAUGCCAACAUCUCCGGCCCUGAGGCCACAGGAGAUGAGGAGGGAAUGGGUUCCCCGCUGGUGGCAGGGCGGGACAAAGAUGAUGUGAAGUCUAUUCGCUCGCAUUGUAUCAAGAUGGAGAUAACAGGCCAUUCUCUGGAGUCCAUGGAGGGGCACCGGGUGGAGGAGAUGCCGGGUCAUAAGGACGGCCUCCAGGACGCUCACCUUGAACUGGACUCCCCUGAGUCCGACGGCAGAGACUCCAUCAUGGAGUCCCCCGACAGCUCCUGUGACUCCCCCUGUUCCAAGAGUGCCACGUGCGCCAUGUCGUGAACCCAACGGAUGUUUGCUGAUGCUGUACCCAGAACUUCAGUUACAUGUUUUGUUUUCACAAGGCGUUGAAUGUCAAUGUCUAAUGACAAUUUGUUUGUAAAUGGCCUAGUCUAUAAUGCUUGAAAUGUUUGCGGCCUUGCGUGGUGUUAUGUUGCACAGUGAAAUCAUCAUUGUUAAUUUUUUCACUAGAUCAGUCUAAGUGAGCAGCUGCUUAUCCAAUUAUUACCUCACAUCAGUCCAUUCAAAGCAAUUGCAUCUAAAAGUUUGUUGUGUACACAUAACAUGUUUUUAAACCAAGAGUGGUCACUGCCUCGCAGUUCAGAUGGACACAAGCUCACUAAUAUCCUGUUUGUUGGGCUGCACAUUGUACAUUUGACAUCUCAUUUCAUCCUAGGAAGACAUGAUUGUGUAUCUCUCCUCUGUCCCUCUCCCUCCACGCUCCUUCAUCCUGAACGUCUAGAUUCAUUGUUCUAUAUCAGCCUUGUCAAAUACACAGCCACAGCUCAAUGAAAAUGUUGUCAGCUCGGUGAAAAUAAAGCGAGAUGACUGCUGA
Messenger RNA from Eleginops maclovinus (Patagonian blennie), 2967 nucleotides. RefSeq names its product soluble guanylate cyclase 88E-like. The record is from RefSeq and is a predicted model, not a curated record. Gene Ontology annotation, cellular component: guanylate cyclase complex, soluble. The transcript is spliced from 19 exons. Lineage: Eukaryota; Metazoa; Chordata; Actinopteri; Perciformes; Eleginopidae. Gene Ontology annotation, molecular function: heme binding; guanylate cyclase activity. Gene Ontology annotation, biological process: response to oxygen levels; cGMP biosynthetic process; nitric oxide-cGMP-mediated signaling. The coding region runs from base 153 to 2414 and encodes 753 amino acids.